Molecule: messenger RNA, 4359 nt
Organism: Condylura cristata (star-nosed mole)
Lineage: Eukaryota; Metazoa; Chordata; Mammalia; Eulipotyphla; Talpidae
Gene: RAB11A
Product: RAB11A, member RAS oncogene family
Exons: 5
Coding region: 122-772 (216 amino acids)
Biological process (GO): melanosome transport; exocytosis; neurotransmitter receptor transport, endosome to postsynaptic membrane
Cellular component (GO): axon; transport vesicle; postsynaptic recycling endosome
Molecular function (GO): GTPase activity; GTP binding
Source: RefSeq, a predicted model, not a curated record
GGGAGGGGUUCUUUACCAGGUCCGGCAGCUGAAGCUCGGUGCUCGGGUUACCCCUGCAGCGACGCCCCCUGGUCCCACCGAUACCACUGCUGCUCCCGCCCCUUGGCUCCUCGGCCGCGCAAUGGGCACCCGCGACGACGAGUACGACUACCUCUUCAAAGUUGUCCUUAUUGGAGAUUCUGGUGUUGGAAAGAGUAAUCUCCUGUCUCGAUUUACCCGAAAUGAGUUUAAUCUUGAAAGCAAGAGCACCAUUGGAGUAGAAUUUGCAACUAGAAGUAUCCAGGUUGAUGGUAAAACAAUAAAGGCACAGAUUUGGGAUACGGCAGGACAAGAGCGAUACCGAGCUAUAACAUCAGCCUACUAUCGUGGAGCUGUAGGUGCCUUAUUGGUUUAUGACAUUGCUAAACAUCUUACGUAUGAAAAUGUAGAGCGAUGGCUGAAAGAGCUGAGAGAUCAUGCUGAUAGUAACAUUGUUAUCAUGCUUGUGGGAAACAAGAGUGAUUUGCGUCAUCUCAGGGCAGUUCCUACAGAUGAAGCAAGAGCAUUUGCAGAAAAGAAUGGUUUGUCUUUCAUUGAGACGUCGGCUCUAGACUCUACAAAUGUAGAAGCUGCUUUUCAGACAAUUCUGACAGAGAUAUACCGCAUUGUUUCCCAGAAGCAAAUGUCAGACAGACGUGAAAAUGACAUGUCUCCAAGCAACAAUGUGGUUCCUAUUCAUGUUCCACCAACCACUGAAAACAAGCCAAAGGUGCAGUGCUGUCAGAACAUAUAAGGCGUUUGUCUUCUCCCCUAGAAGGCUGUGUAUAGUCCAUUUCCCAGGUCUGAGAUUUAAAUAUAUUUGUAAUUCUUGUGGUCACUUUUGUGUUUUAUUACUUCCUCAUACUUAAUGAUUUUUUCCCAUGUCUUAAGUCUUUGAUUUUGCUUUAUAAAAUCAUCCACUUGUCCCGAAUGACUGCAGCUUUUUUUCAUGCGAUGGCUUCACUAGCCUUAGUUUAAUAAACUGAAUGUUUGGAUUCCCAGUUAUUGUUUACUUUUCAUCAUGGAAGCCUGUCACUGUAGAACUUGAUCACUUGAAGCUCAGACCUAGGUCUUGAUCAAAUCAAACUAAGACUUUAGAAAUAAGCUAUCAUUUUGCCACAGAGCAACUUAUAAUUAAUACACUCUUCUCUCAGUGCAGUGUAUAUUUUCACAGAUCUAGGAAUUGCCCUGUAAUCAUAGAACGAUUUUGAGAGCUUGAAAAUUUUCCAUUCUGGAAGUCGAUUUCUAAAAUGCCUUAAUAGGGUUAUGUAGCUUAAUAAAUUUUGUUUUUUAAUUUUUGUAAGCAUCAAAGUUGAUUAGUGAAGGGGGCACUUUUCUGGACAAGAAUUACCAACACAAAAAGACUGUCGUGGUUGCAGUAGCUCUACGGUUAUGGGGCCAUGUGGUACAUAAUGCUGCCUGGCAGGCGGGAAUUGCUGAGACCGGUGGAGCCCACCUGGGGCGCCUCUGGCAGCAGUUAGGCAACCCAGACUGUUCAGCUGAUUUCCCAGCAGUAGAUUAGGUGGCAUUUCAUUGCCCUGGCAAUAACUGAUUCAAUGCUCGUCGUAUCAGAGUUAAUUUUGUUUUAAAAACCUCCCAGUAAGUGAAAUGCAACUUAGUUUUAUUAUCAUAUCCACCAGCAAGCAUGGAUAAUAUUUUAACAAAGCUGAUUUUUGAGUUUUGCAGUUAUAUUAAGGAAUAUAGUCAGGUUAAAUAUCUGAUUUCAGUAUGUCUAAAGAAUACAGUAAGAGGUUAAUUUCUGCUCAAGUAUUACCACUUAAUGGCAUGUAUUCUUUUAGUAUGUAAGAUGAAAUAGUACCUUGAGUUUAAAUAGAAUGUAUUUAGGCAUUGUACAAACCUCAGAUAAUUUUCUUCCACUACAUUAUUGAAAUCAAUGGAGCAACUAGUUUCUCAUUCAGAAAUGUGCACACUAAUAUUUUGUUUUACUUUCUUGUGGAUAAUAUUAAGCACUAAAUUCUGCAGUGUUCUGAAAGUUGUGUUAACUGAAGUGAUACUAUUCAGGAUGGUGAUAUAUCACAAAAAUAUGUGUGUGGGCUUGCAUAGAUUACUAUGUUUCAUAGUUAAUAUUUUUUCUUGCGGUGCUCAUGACGUGUGGGGCACACGGAAGGCAUUGCUGUGGUCAGUCAUUUUAGUUUUCUUCUGUAGCCAUUUUAUUUUAGUGUAUUGGUUAUAAAGCUACUAUUAUCUGUUUGUAAAUUGCUACUUUGUAUUUUAAAAAGCAUGCUCUGUAACUUGAUUUUUUUUCUUUUUUUUUAGUUACUGAUUUGGAAUAUGUUCACAUUCUAAUAAACAGUUAUGGGGGGACUGUUCUUUAUGUUGUCACAUUACAUUUUUCCUGAGUGUUUUGGAUGUAGUCGUGCAAUAUUGGAUCUGCUUAGUAAUAGCAUAGGUUCCUUGCAUUACAGAGUAAACAUUGAAUUGGAUGUAUUACUGUGUGAAUUUAGCUUUGAUUUUAGAUACGUACUUCAAUUAUUUUUUGCUUGGAAAAAGUAUUACCAAAAAUAUCAGGAAAGUAUUCUUUUGUCAUCAGACCCAACCAGUUCUAUCACCAUUUUACCCAAAAUUAGCAAUGAAUUUUUUUUACAGAAUUAAUAAAGGAGAAACUAGGCAGUAAAUUGAAAGUAAAUAGUUUUGAUUUUUUUUUUUUGGCCACAUGCAGACUUAAUGUUGCCUUGAACAUUGUUGGAUCUUGAAAGAAUUCUGAGAACCUUAAGUAGCAGUAGUAGAAAAUGACUUUGCAUUUCAACAAGUUUAUUCAUUCUGAAUAGUAUCUUAAUGAAAUAAACUGAAAUAAAUAUUAAUUUUUUAAAUAUAAUAUAGGGCCCACGGCACUUUAAAAGUGUAUUGCUGCUUGGUCUUUUAGUUAUUUAGCAAUGAAAUUUUAAACUUUUGUAUUCUGAGAGUUUAGCCAUCUCAAUUUGAUUUCAGUUUGUACAUCACUAUUCUUAUGUUCUUUUUCUCUCAUUAUUCUGAAAGGUAAAUUAUGUUUUGCCACUGCAUUGAGUAGGAUGAAUUCUUAAAAGAAGUGCUAGCUAGUCAUUUAAAUUCUUCAUAGUUUUGCAAAAAAGUUGGACUUUAUAAAGUUCGGAUUGCCAUUUCAGAGCUAAUCACUUAUUUAACCCCGGGAAAGUGAACAUCUUACUGUUUGCAGUGAUUUGUAUUUACAAAUCACUCAUUGGAGUGACCUAUGUGAUAAUUUCUUUUUACCUUAAAGAGAAAAAGCUGUUGACAAUUUUGGGCAAAAUUAGGAGCAGAAUAAUUCAGACUGGGUGGAAAGUUGAGAAUUUAAUUUCAACCUCUUAGGUUUUGAUUUAUAGGUAUAUUUUGAACAGAAGAGACGAGUAGACUUUGGCUGUUUGAUGUGUCACAAAUAUCAUAAGCUUGAAAAUGUUUAAAAAAAUACAGUUUUAUGUAAGUGCAAGUACAUGAUACUGUGUGGAGGAAAAAAUAUGAAAGGAGAAUAUUCUGUUACAUCAUUUAGUGGGUUAGUGCUAAAGAGAAGAAAGUGGAUUUUUGUUUUCUUGCUUGUGGCAGUGCUGGUACCACACUCGUUUCUGGGAUUUGACAGGCCACCUUUUCUACUUGCCUAUACUAUAUUGAAAAUAAAUUGGGAUUGUCAUUCUGAUGUUUUAAAGAAUGGUUAUACUUCCCCUCCAAAAUGUAGGAGGCUAUUAACAAAUUACACAAAAUGCUAACUAAGGUCAUUAGUUUAUGGAGAGAAAACCAUUAGAUUGAGACAUAAAGUUAAUUAAAAUACUUUCUUGAAUAUUAAAGGAAGGAUGAAGACUAUUUGAAAAGACAUUGCAUAUAUGGACUAUAUUAAAAAAUAUGCUAAGCUUUGUGAGUUAAAAGAUUGAAAGUGGUAGGUAAUAUAGAGCACUUGACUGGAGUUUUAGUCAUAGCUAGUCUGGUCCUUUUAUCUCAUACUCUUCCAGCUAAUGGGGGACUGGGUUAGAUAAUUUCUGGGGUUUCAUCCCAGCUCAAAUUCAGUAAUUCUGUAAAUGAAUUCUUUUCAGGUACCAAAGACAAAUCAUUAUAUAGUCUAAUUGAAAUUUAAAUUUGAUACAUAAAUGUUUUUGGUCUUUAUAAUUUGAUUAAACUGCUAUCUUUGUUUUCAUGUUAAUUACAUUAGAAAAGAAGAAAGCUUUCAGAAUAUUUGUAAAAAGACUGUCAGUUUCAGUCACAUGAUCAAAGUGUACCAUAUGUGCUUGGGGGCUUGUUGGGUGGUUCUGUCAAUUGUACAUUGUUUUUUCUUUUACUAUUGAAAAAACUUCUGGCUUUGAAUAUACACUUAAAAAUAUAUUUGUCUGGGAGAGAGCA